AUGGACGAGGUCGGCGAGCAAGCGGACAAGGUGUUCCGUGCCCUCUCCGCCCAACUUGGCACUCAAAAAUACCUGACUGGAGACUUGCCAACAGAAGCCGAUGCUCUUCUAUUCGGCCACAUGUACACGCUGAUCACCGUCCGUCUUCCGCUGACAAAUAUCACGAAUAUUCUGAAAAAAUACACGAAUCUCAUUGAAUUCACCAAGAGAGUCGAGCAACAGUAUUUUAAGCAGUAG
Caenorhabditis briggsae is the source of this 237-nucleotide messenger RNA. NCBI's taxonomy places the organism in Eukaryota, Metazoa, Nematoda, Chromadorea, Rhabditida, Rhabditidae. The transcript has a single exon. Bases 1 to 237 code for a protein of 78 amino acids. Gene Ontology annotation, biological process: mitochondrion organization. Gene Ontology annotation, cellular component: SAM complex. The record is from RefSeq and is a predicted model, not a curated record.